AUGACUCUCACCGACGAAGAGCUCGAUCGCGACUGGCAGCCCAGUGGCCGUCGCCCUCAAUCGUCUGUAUCCCCCCCCCUAUGCUCACCUCAAUUGAAGACGCCUGCCAUUACCAUCGCCCGCUCUUUUAGUGCAGAGUUGAUGGACAUCUUCCGCAUCGAGAACUCGCUCACCGAUCUGGAUCAGCAAGUCCACGAUAAGAAGCAAACAGUCGACAAGAACACCGAAGAACUCGCCUCUCUCGAAGCCCGCAUCCGCGAAAUGGAAGAUCGCCUACGUCGCUCUGUAGGCGGCACCCAUCAGCGCUCUCCUCUGCCACAGGUCCAGACACAGAACACCAACCAGUCCCAGACUCAGCAGCAGCAGCAGCAGUCAAGCUCCCUCGAUGCUCCCUCGGACGACUCCAAGGCUCGCUCACGACCGGGAACUGCCCGCGCUUCUCAGCAAGCUCCCUCCUCGGGCAACAUGCCCCCGACCCCGGGUGCCAGUGAAGGUGAAUACUACGUCGUCACCCGCGAUGACUUACAAGACGGCCCGCGCUGA
This is a messenger RNA of Fusarium subglutinans, 543 nucleotides long. RefSeq names its product CENP-Q a CENPA-CAD centromere complex subunit domain protein. The transcript has 3 exons. The coding region runs from base 1 to 543 and encodes 180 amino acids. Lineage: Eukaryota; Fungi; Ascomycota; Sordariomycetes; Hypocreales; Nectriaceae. The record is from RefSeq and is a predicted model, not a curated record.